Molecule: messenger RNA, 9757 nt
Organism: Camelus dromedarius (Arabian camel)
Lineage: Eukaryota; Metazoa; Chordata; Mammalia; Artiodactyla; Camelidae
Gene: NPAS3
Product: neuronal PAS domain protein 3
Exons: 12
Coding region: 3831-6686 (951 amino acids)
Biological process (GO): regulation of transcription by RNA polymerase II
Molecular function (GO): protein dimerization activity; RNA polymerase II transcription regulatory region sequence-specific DNA binding; DNA-binding transcription factor activity, RNA polymerase II-specific
Source: RefSeq, a predicted model, not a curated record
UGCUUUCCAGAAAAGUUAUGAAAUACUGAUGGAAGCAACAUUAACUUUUAAUUAAUUAGUUAAUUUCCCUAUAGAAAAUGUAAAGGUAAGCAUAAUUUCCCUAUAGAAAAUGUAAAGGUAAGCAUAAUUUCACUAAAGGCAUUACCCUUUCUAGAUAUACUUUGCAGAUAUACUUUUGGUGGGCUUUUGUCUUCAAACUCUUAACUUCAUUUGCAGUAGAAUUUCAUUACUGAAAAAAGUACCCUUUUUCCUUAAACCUUCUUUCCGAAUACAAGCUGGUGAGUUCUGCUCUCAUUUACUCCUCCAGUUGGUUGUAGAGCAUUUUCUUUCAUGGUUUCCAUUUUAUACAAGAUCAAGAAACCUGGGGCCCAUGGAGGCUGCUCUCUGAAAUGGACAGAGUGGAUACUGGAUGGCGCGGGGACUCUGUCCUGUACCUUUGCAACUUACUUAUCUCUCGCUUUAUUUCUUGAGAUUCUGCUGCCAAGAUAGUGUUAGUCAUUUCAUCAGAAUUGGUGUAAUUAUAAUGCAAAGUUGUUUCUGAUGAAUAUUUUUGAAAAUUCUUGUUAUCUGUGAGUCCUAAUUAUGCAGGCUCUUGGUGGUCAGGUUUCUGUAAUUCGUUAGUAAUUUUGUGGCUUUUUUGUGAUUCACGGAUACUGGAUACUUCGAGGAAGCCUUUUGCUGAAUAAGAAGAGGGUCCUUUAAGAGCAGCUGAUUGUUAACCGCUCAAGUAUUGGGAGACCAACAACCAGCUGUUGUUCAUUUGUAAUUAAGCCAGUGUCACGUGACAUUCCUAACCCCCUUAAAGGCUGAGGUUCGUCAGCGGAAGCGGAAACUCAGAAACUCGAGAGUGGGUGGGAUCCCCGGGAAUUCAGUCCACAGCAACGCUUCUCUUCUGACCGUAGGUAUUGUCUGAAGGGCUUGUGUUUUUAAGAAUUGGUGUUUUUUACAGUCAAAGUAGACACAGUAGGCAGCACGGUUGUGACUGCCGGGCAAAGUCACUAGGGGAAUAUUCAUAACAAGGAAAUAUUGGCAAAUAAAUGAUGAAGAAGGGGAGGAAAUCCCCAAGAUGUUAAACUGGAGCACUGUCACUGAGAUGAUUAAUGGUGGUGUGUAUUUUAGAGAAGAUGCUUAUCUGGGUUGUCUUGAAACUAUAGUUUACAUUUAAUAGCGCUUAUAAAAAAAAAAAGCGUGUGGUGCAUGAGCAUACUGAGGAGAAAAAGCUGUGGAUCCCGAUUUUAUUUUCCUGAGUAAGUAUUUUCUCCAACUAAAAAUUUGGCUUCUGGUUAUUGGAAAGCUGGUGUUAAUGUAUAACAUAUAGAAAAAUAUGUAUGUUCUAUGUAUUUAAUAUUAAGCAGCAUUUAUAAACCUCCCUUCCCUAGACGACUGAAAAGUACUUUGUGGAAAAGACAUGUAUCUUUUCAAAACUUUUGAGGGGUGAACAUUAUCAAUAAUAGGGAAAUGCUUAUCACUCAGAUUUGCCCAGUCAUCUGAGGCAGAGGGCAGGGUUGGUCAUAAGGCCACAGUGGAUAAAGGGCCAAACUUCAAUCAGUCAUGUCCUUAGUGCAAUAAAAAAAAAAAAUUCUCCAUCCAUUCCUGGUGAAGCGGUGGCUGUCUUAGAAGACGCUCUAGCUUUCCGUGUCAAGCCGUGAAUAUCCUGAUUCCAUGUAGUGAAUAUUACCUGCCUUGAGGGGUCUUUUAUCAAAGAUGGCAAUGCAAAUUUGGGCAGGUUUGUAACAUUCCUGGGCCUCAGACAUAGGGCUGGCUCCAGGCAAACAACUUACAAUCCUAUCUUCAGUGGUCUUAGCGCCUAGAAGAGCACUGUUUUUCAGUUUGGGGGGCCCUACCGAAAUAGUGGGAUAUGAAUCAAAUUAAGUGGUUCAAAAUCAGAUUUCUAAAAGUGAAAUGGAAGAGAACACUAUAGUGCAUUGCACUUAGAAAGAGCGUUUCAUUUUGUGAGGUUUCUGGUUUUUACAUGUGUGUGGAUGUCUACCUAAAACUGCACAUAUGGCUGUACAUGGGGUGGGUUAUGCGGUAAAAUGUGUUUCUGUGUUUUAUAUCCAAAAAAAGAUUGAAAGCCACUCUGACAGCUCUAACAGUUGGUAGGUAAGCAUACACACAUAGUAACCUGUGGGUGUUAACGUUAUUAAACAUUCAGGAUAUGGUGGGUUGUAAAGAAAGAGAUGGUCAGUCUGUGAAAAGGAUUUAGGAAUGAAAAGGCUACACUAUCUGGUCUCGCAUAUCUAGUAUGUGCUGGAACCAACUUGGAUGGGCUCGCGAGAACUGCCUGAAUGCACGUCUCUCCCACUCUGUGAUCCCUGUCUUAUGCUGGUAACUUGAAAUUGGAAAAUGCUGUAAAUCAGGUGCUUUCCUGCCCCCACCCAAGCUGUUAAAUGUUUACCAGCACAUCACUUUUAAGAGUGGUAGUAUUUCUUUCACCUGUAAUUUUAUGGCUUUAUAAUUGUGAUUUUUUUUUUACAUUUUAAAACACUUUUAUAUGUUGCAUUUAAAUGUUAGUGGGAAUUAUUCAAAUAAUUAAAUCACUUCAAUAAUACUGAGAGUUUAAAAUGCACAGGAAUAUAAAGUCUAAUCGUUUCAAAAUGUCUGUAACUUUGGAUUUCAAAAUAAUGGUAGUUAACCCUAACUUCUUACAUGAAAUGAUUAUGACACACCCAGUUUUAAAACUUCAAAUUGUAAAUGGUGAUAGUUUUUUGGCGAAGGAUAGGAAAAGUGUUUUCAAGAACAUUAACCACAUUACAAAUAUUUUACAGAUUUUUUUUUAACGUUUAUGUUGUCGUUUUGCUAAGUACUGAAACUUUUAGGUUCCAGGCCCCUCUGUCCAUUUUCACCUCUCUGUACAGUUUGUAAUAGUAUCUCUGGUUUUACAGGUGAGUUCACUAAGGUAGAUUUAAUUGGGAGAUGCCAGAGUUCUCUCCAUCUAAAGCAGUUGUCUUUUCUGUUUUCAAUCAUAAAAGUAAAAGCAAUACGGAGUCUGAAAAAAAGACGUCUCCCCCAUAAUAACUAUGAUAGCUUUAUUUUUAAAGAAAAGAAAAUGCAAUUUAGAGGAAAGAAAACUUUGGGCAUGAAAUAGAAUUGUAGCAAUAAAUUCAUCAAAUCACUCGUGUGGAAAGAGGAAUGAGGAAAGAUAGGAAAGAUAACUUGGUAGGAAAGAGUCAGCUGAGAAAGGCCUUUAUCACCUCAGCACUGGUCACAGUUUAGCUAUCUGGCUGGGAACUACUGUAGAGGGAUCCCUGAAAUGACUGUUCUUGAACACAGCUUUAAGGCUGAGCCUGGGGAGACUGGCACUUAAGUUACUAACACUUACUGAGCCCAUGCUAUGCCAUUUCGAUAGGCACUGAAAUAUAUCUGUUUUAAAUGAAGGGGUUUAGCCCGGGUUCCUAGUCUCAAAAUGCAUCCAGGAUUGAGAAGGUGUUUGUGAUUGACUAGACAGCUAUCACCUAAACAGAAGGGGAUGCUGGCAAACCUGGGAGGGUUGUCUUUGUUGCCUGUGUUCAUCCUGAGCCUCUUCCUCCUCUGUGAAAUUCAUUCCACCUGGAUACCUGGGUUGUGUUUCAUGCCUGGGGCCUUUCCCCCUAGGGGCGGGGGUGGGGUGCAUUUUUCUCUACCCCCUCAUUGUGAUCAGGUGUUUUUAACUGCUAAUGUUACUCUUCUCAAGGCCAUUUACAUUUUAAUAAGCGACUCCGUGAGGAAUUCAAACCAAAGAGGGAGUCUCCUCCGACAGAAUAAUUUCAGCCACCACGACAGGGAUUGGAGGAAUUAAUGUGGGCCUGGAGGGCGAGGGGGUGACGUUUUCUACUUUUCUCAGAAGGAGGAUGUUCUACUCAGGAUUUGGACUCAAAACAGAAGGAAUUAACCGGGUCGAGGAACGAGAAGGAGGAGAAUCGGUGAAGAAGCAAGAAACUAUGUUGUGCCAGAGAGCUAACCACUUGCACCUGUCCUGCCAAUUAAGUUUACAAGCAUUGAGAAAAGAGAAGUCCCGGGAUGCUGCUCGCUCCCGCCGGGGAAAAGAAAACUUUGAGUUCUACGAGUUGGCCAAGUUGUUGCCUCUUCCUGCAGCCAUCACUAGCCAGCUUGACAAGGCCUCCAUCAUUCGACUUACAAUCAGCUAUCUGAAAAUGAGGGACUUUGCUAACCAGGGCGACCCUCCAUGGAACUUGCGAAUGGAAGGCCCUCCACCUAAUACGUCAGUCAAAGGGAUACAAAUGUGGAAAUCUGAACUCUGCAUGAGAAAGACACCAUGUGAAGGUGCACAACGAAGGAGAAGCCCUAGCGCACUGGCCAUUGAAGUAUUUGAAGCACAUUUGGGAAGUCACAUUUUGCAGUCCCUGGAUGGCUUUGUAUUUGCACUAAAUCAAGAAGGAAAAUUUUUGUACAUUUCUGAAACAGUCUCCAUCUACCUAGGCCUCUCACAAGUGGAGCUGACAGGCAGCAGCGUCUUCGACUACGUCCACCCCGGGGACCACGUGGAGAUGGCAGAGCAGCUGGGCAUGAAGCUCCCGCCGGGGCGGGGGCUCCUGUCACAGGGCACCGCGGAAGAUGGCGCCAGCUCAGCAUCUUCCUCCUCGCAGUCCGAGACCCCCGAGCCAGUGGAAUCCACCAGCCCCAGUCUGCUAACCACUGACAACACCCUUGAGCGCUCCUUUUUCAUCCGAAUGAAAUCUACUCUGACCAAACGCGGCGUGCACAUCAAAUCAUCAGGAUAUAAGGUGAUUCACAUAACAGGCCGGCUACGACUGAGGGUGUCGCUGUCCCAUGGGAGGACCGUCCCCAGCCAAAUCAUGGGCCUUGUGGUUGUGGCUCAUGCCCUGCCUCCCCCUACGAUCAAUGAAGUCAGAAUUGACUGCCAUAUGUUCGUCACGCGAGUAAAUAUGGACCUCAAUAUCAUUUACUGUGAAAAUAGGAUUAGUGAUUACAUGGAUCUGACCCCCGUGGACAUCGUAGGGAAGAGAUGCUACCACUUCAUCCACGCCGAAGAUGUUGAGGGCAUCAGGCACAGUCACCUGGACUUGCUGAACAAGGGCCAGUGUGUGACAAAGUACUAUCGCUGGAUGCAGAAGAAUGGAGGAUAUAUUUGGAUACAGUCUAGUGCCACCAUAGCUAUUAAUGCCAAGAACGCAAAUGAGAAGAAUAUCAUCUGGGUGAAUUACCUUCUUAGUAAUCCCGAGUACAAGGACACGCCAAUGGACAUUGCCCAGCUCCCCCACCUGCCAGAGAAAACUUCAGAAUCCUCGGAGACAUCCGACUCUGAAUCUGACUCUAAAGACACCUCAGGUAUUACAGAGGACAACGAGAACUCCAAGUCCGACGAGAAGGGGAACCAGUCAGAGAACAGUGAAGACCCAGAGCAGGAUCGCAAGAAGUCGGGCGACACGUGCGACAACGACAUGAACUGCAAUGACGACGGCCACAGCUCCAGCAACCCGGACAGCCGCGACAGCGACGACAGCUUCGAGCACUCGGACUUCGAGAACCCCAAGGCAGCCGAGGACGGCGGCUUCGGCGCACUGGGCCCCAUGCAGAUCAAGGUCGAGCGCUACGUGGAGAGUGAGUCGGACCUGCGGCUGCAGAACUGUGAGUCGCUGUCAUCCGACAGCGCCAAGGACUCCGACAGCGCGGGCGAGGCGGGCGCACAGGCCUCCAGCAAACACCAGAAGCGCAAGAAGCGGCGGAAACGGCAGAAAGGCGGCAGCGCCAGCCGCCGGCGCCUGUCCAGCGCCUCGAGCCCCGGCGGCCUAGACGCCGGCCUGGUGGAGCCCCCGCGGCUGCUGUCCUCCCCCAACAGUACCUCGGUGCUCAAGAUCAAGACGGAGAUCGCGGAACCCAUCAACUUCGACAACGACAGCAGCAUCUGGAACUACCCCCCCAACCGGGAGAUCUCCCGGAACGAGUCUCCCUACAGCAUGACCAAGCCCCCCAGCUCCGAGCACUUCCCGUCCCCGCAGGGCUGCGGGGCCGGCGGCGGCGGCGGCGGCGGCGGGGGGCUGCACGUGGCCAUCCCCGACUCGGUCCUCACCCCGCCCGGCGCCGACAGCACCGCCGCCGCCGCCCGCAAAACUCAGUUCGGUGCUUCGGCCCCCGCGACGGCCUUGGCCCCAGUCGCCUCCGACCCGCUGUCGCCCCCGCUCUCGGCGUCCCCGCGGGACAAGCACCCCGGGGGCGGGAGCGGCAGCGGCGGAGGCGGCGGCAGUGGCGGCGGCCCGGGCGCUUCCAACUCCUUGCUGUACACUGGGGACCUGGAGGCGCUGCAGAGGUUGCAGGCGGGCAACGUUGUGCUGCCGCUGGUGCACAGGGUGACCGGGACCCUGGCGGCCACCAGCACGGCCGCGCAAAGGGUCUAUACCACCGGCACCAUCCGCUACGCCCCCGCCGAGGUGACCCUGGCCAUGCAGGGCAACCUGCUGCCCAACGCGCACGCUGUUAACUUCGUGGAUGUUAACAGCCCGGGCUUCGGCCUCGACCCUAAGACGCCCAUGGAGAUGCUCUACCACCACGUGCAUCGGCUCAACAUGUCGGGACCGUUCGGCGGCGCGGUGAGCGCGGCCAGCCUGACGCAGAUGCCCGCCGGCAACGUGUUCACUACGGCCGAGGGACUCUUCUCCACGCUGCCCUUCCCUGUCUACAGCAACGGCAUCCACGCGGCACAGACUCUGGAGCGCAAGGAGGACUGAGCACCCCCCAGCGCGGCCCAGGGCUCCGCCUGGAGGCAUCGUCGGCGUUUUCGUUUAGACCUUUGAUUCUAGCACUUUGAAUUUGAGCAGGUCAGCAUCUUCUCUCACCACGACGGUCCCCGUUCCAACCCGCUUUCUUUCACUUGACUUAUUCUUUCCUGUAAAGAUAUGUUUAUUUUUGGCUUUCAGAGGGUCAGAUGACCAGUUGCCUGCCAUUUUGUCUUCUUCUAAGAUGUGUGUUGGGUUGUUCUGCUUUCCUUUGCAUCUUUAUUAAGAUGUCUUUAAUAUGUAUAUGCUUCUGCCACAGAAUACUCAGUCUUGUGGUCAAGAGAUUUCUCAAGUGACAACCAUUGGGUUUUCUUCCUAAAAGAUCUUGAUAUGAUCAAGAUUGAAAGAGACAAGCAGAAACAAUGUGCCCUGUUUGACUAAGUCAAAUGAAAUGGGGUGGUUUUGUUUUGUUUUGUUUUUGUUCCUAAUUCCUUUAAAAAUAGGGCGAUAGUAUUUUAGAAUUUUAUGCAGAAUUUAAUUCUCUUUUUAUGGUUAAGAUUUUAAGAUUUUCUUACUUGCACAUAAAAAUAAUUUGGGUUCUUAAACUUAAUUUCUGGCCUGUGACUAGAAUGUUUAAAAAAAAGUUGGACUAAAUAUUAAUUACUGAAACAUUAACUUAAUUUCUAAAACCAUGGUGCUAUCAUUUAUUAAUCUGUAGUGUCUUCAUACAAAAUGCAGCUCCUGGGCUGGGUUUUGAAGAAAAAAAAAAAAGUGUUCUGUCCUGGUCUGGAGUCCGUUGCUGCAGUCUCCUUGGUUAGUUAAGACAAAGCCCUCAUUAACGUUUGCUGCAGGACUUAAAAUUUUUUACCUCCCAACUAACAAACAUAGCCUCACAUUAAAUUUAAUGGGUCAGGAAAGCCCUUUUUAAAAGGGCUUUUGGAAAACUCAAUCAAACUGAUCUGAGGAGCAGUUUAGAUACAUACUGUCUUUUGCUUAGCUUUCUUUUUUUUUUUUUUCCUUUUCUCAGUCUAACUGAGGCUAAUUUUUGCAACUUCAAUAACACUUCGGAGUAAAAGAAGGAAAAAUAUUUAACAUGUUUUUGAUUAUUUUCAUUUCUUGCUAAAAAAGGAAGGCUGUAUUUUGGGGGACUGAUUUGUGUUGAUGGAUUUUUUUUCCCUUUGGUUCUUUUAUUUCUAGGUUGGAACCAAUAAGGUUUAAAACUAAAGAAUGGGUUAAAAUAAGCUUCAAACAGAUAACUACAACUGAAAACUGCACAUAAAGUUAAAAAAAAAAAAAGAAAAAAAGAAAAAAAAAAAAAGAAAAAAAAUCCUAUUUUGUCUUUGUUGCCAGAAAUCAGUGUAGUGUCAAACACUCCAAAUGACUGUCAAGUAUAAAUUCUUCUUCCACUCCAUUUUUGGCAGCUGUUUGUUAAGGCAUCUAAUAACAGAUGUGAGAACUGUAAUGUGUGCACUGUGUACGUGUCCUUGGCUGUCAGUCCAUUGCAGUUUCAAUGUGUGUUUCUAUAUGCGGUAUAUACUAAGCUAAUGUAGUUGUUUUGUCCUUUGUCUUCUCUGUGCUCUAUCUCUAGUCCGGAGUGGUCCAGUCCCAUUCCUGCAGUCCUAGUGAAUCAGUGAUUCUUGGGGGUUAGUGAUUUUUGUGUGGUGGCCUUCCUCUGUAAUGUCACCCCAUGCUGCUUCUACUGUCUGUGAAUCUUUCGUUUCACUUUUUUAAGACUCCUGCUGUUGCUUUGCUGGUGUAUAAUCUCCCCUCCUCUCCCCUCUUUCCCUCUCUGUCUCUUUUCCCCUUUUCCUGCCUCAUCUUUCCUCCCUGCCCCACCCCACCCCCACUUCUCCAAAAUCUUUUUCAUUCUCAGAGAUAAAAAGACUCUUAACUAGCUCAAGGUUAAUGGAGCCAUUUUUCCCACAAUGGAAUUCUGGGUACGACUCUUUCUUCUGGAGUGCUGCACAAAGCACUGAAGAAGAACAAUGCUCAGAUAGAUGAAAUAAACCGAUGCCACAUAGCCUCAGUUGUUAACAUUCCCAGAGUCCCUUGCGCUCUACCUAUAAGCAGUGGGUGCUUUUCUUUGGUUUCCUUCCAGGUUGGCUGAUGGAGCAAUAUAUAAAACAAUUUACCAGUGAGACCGAAAAUUAUUUCAAAAGUCAACCCACCAAUUUUUAAAAACAAAAGGGGCGGGGGUAAUGGAAUAUAGAAUUGUCCUGUAUCUUGGUUUACGUGUGCAAUGCUCAUAGAGUAACUCGGCUGUCCUUUGAAUGUCACUGUGUUGAGUGGAUUCCUCCAGGACCUUUAAUUUCAUGAGUUGGGGCCAAACCACUGUGGAAUAGUAGCAAAAAGAAGUUCAAGGCCACCAGUUGGACUAGUGAGCUUACCUGAAGGAUGUAAGUAGGUUUAGAAGGUGACGAAGGCCAAUCACGAAAUUUCAACCUGAAUUUUGGAAGCUCUACUCUAGCUAUCGAACAAUCAAAGGAAUGCACCUGUCAGCUACAGAGAACAGCUAGACAGCUGGGUUUUUUUUUUUCUUUUAUAAAUGUUUCUGUGUUGUGUCAAAAUGAUUUCUGGUGAUUUAAACUAACAGAUAAUCACAGCUGCUGUCUAAAUCCAUAGUGUUAAAAUUACAAAAUGAAAAAAAAAAAAAACACUUCAUUACCUGUGAAGAGUGUGUCUGUGUUUUUAACUAUUUCUUGUACAAAUAUAUGAAAACUUUUAUGAGGAGACUGGUGCCAAGUAGCUGAAUAAUGGGGAAAGGGAUAUUCUGUUCGUAAAAAUCUUAGCAGUGUUACCAACUCUACAAUAUAUAUAUAAAAAAAAUUAAAACGUUACAAAGCGACAGCUAUGGUACAUUUGUUUUGUGUGAAGCUAACCGGACCUAACUUCCUGAGUGCCUGGCUUAUUUUGAAACAUUUUUUUUCAUUGACCAUUGAUAAUGCUGCAAAUCAGAAAUGUACAUACUUCAUUUACAACAGGGUUCUUUUUAUACUUUUGUAGAUUCUCAUACAUGUCACAUACAUGGUUGUCUUUAUGUAACUUAAUUUUUCAUCCGCAGGUGCCAUUUUCAUAAUAAACUU